Messenger RNA from Canariomyces notabilis, 2000 nucleotides. RefSeq lists its product as uncharacterized. The coding region runs from base 366 to 1520 and encodes 384 amino acids. The record is from RefSeq and is a predicted model, not a curated record. The transcript has a single exon. Lineage: Eukaryota; Fungi; Ascomycota; Sordariomycetes; Sordariales; Chaetomiaceae.
UAGCACUGAGGCAACAUAAGCCAACGCAUUCCUGGUCUUCACCGAGGCGGCCGCUGGUGGAGCAGUGCUAUUUCACGUUUCCUUCAAAACCCUCAAGGCUGAGACUCGCCGACUGGAGGUUGUCAACCGGCCACCUACCUGCGCCUAAGAUUCUCUCCUUACCGGUACAGCACUACAGGUUGUAGGUUCUCCGGUUCAUAGAUAAACUACAGCAUACCGUGACGUGAACGAAGAAGCGCAACUCUGCCGGUCCUCUGGUUAACAAGUAACAACACCGCGCUAUGCCGAGCCGUCGGGCGCCCGAGGAUGAUUCUGGAGAGACGACUGCAGUGCGUCACCCGCUGUAUGUAGACGACGGUUACAACAUGAAGGAGAACCCCGAAGAGCCAACGGAGCCCGCCGAAGUGAGACGACCCUUUCUGCACCGCCUCGCGAUCCCCAUCGGUUUCCUCGUAGGCGCCGGCAUCACUGCUGGCAGCACCUACGCCUUGGUCGCGCGGGUCCAGCACCAGAUCGAAAACGCGAGCGUCGACAACGACCCGGCCAAGUGGGCCUCGGCCGCUCGCAAGCAGGCAUACGAUGCGUGCUACUACGGCUGCAUCGACUGCAACGACCCAAGCUAUGCGUACAACGCCUGCCAGAUGACGGCGAGGGCCGAGGUCCAAGGCGUACUCUGCGACGGCACCAAGAUGUGGAAUUGGGCAGCGAAGGACCGGUAUCCUGAGCAAUGUCUGGCAGCGGUAGGCCGGAUCCUGAUGGGCGAGCAGCUCGAGCGGGUGAAGCAGUCAUACCGCAACCAACUCGGCAUCAUUGCGCUGACCGUGCUCGCCGGCAUCGUGGGCGGGGUGCUGACCUACAUCCUCUGGCGGCGCGUGACCAUGAGCAAAGUACAGCGCGAGGCCGCGAGGGCACGAAACCGGAACCGCCCAUUCUCCGUCCUACACCCUGGCACUUGGGGACCGCAACUUCGACGCGGCGGCGGAUCCGGAGCCAGGAACCGCACUGUCCGCCUUAACUUGAAAUCGCUCCUCACAACCGUAGCAGCUGUGUUCGGCGCGGCCAAGCCCGCGAAAGGCUACGCCUGCACCGGCCGAGCACCGGCCUGGAACCAGUACUUCGUCUCGGCCAACAGCAGCGCGCCAACCAUCUCGGGCGUGGUGCACGGCUGGUUCAGCAACUGCAUCUCCAACCGGGUCUGCUCCCAGGUUUGCUCGCCAAGGUGCAACACGAACUCCAACGGCAUCACGCACUGCUCACAGCACUGCCACACCUCCUGCCACACCGAGACAUACACCGACAGGCAACCGAAGGAUUACGUCGACAAGGUGGCACCAAGGGUCAGGGACUGCGGGUUCUCCCUGGUAGAUGCGCUGCCGACCGGGGUGACGGCCGCUGAAAGAGUUGGAAACCCGGCGCUGGAAAGGGAUUUGUGGGUGAAGAUUAGCGUGAGCGGGUUCAAUGUUACCAGGAGCGAUGCGACGGAUGACCGGGUGUGGUGUUUGUAUCGAAUAGGAGGGUGACGUUAGCUUUCUUUCCAGAGUUGUCGAAUGCGUUCACGGUUCGAACAUGAAGCUGUGGAACUUGAGAAGUGAAGGGAUGAUCAAGGAAGAAAAAGUUAAGUCCCCUCGACCGGAAUCGAGCCGGUGACCUUUCGGUAUCAAUAAAUUCCUUUACAGCCGAACGUGAUAGCCAACUACACCACAAGGGGAUCCAAUUAUUUGUGACGGCGGCAUCGGAAUUUUGGUUUGUGUAAGCUUGACGGGAAGGUUGUGAGUCUGGAGUGGAGAUGGUGCGGGGACGCGAUAUGGAAAGCUGAAGCUGCCCCUCUCCGAAAUCUGCUCUGGCGCGCUAGACCAGAUGGGGAAGGCAUCAAUGCGGGAUCAACUGCCGGAAUCUCGAACUUGGCAGCUGGCCGACGGCCGGUCAAAGUGUGACUGUCUUCCCAAAUCAAUGCAUCCGCUGCAGCGAGGUCGAAUGCAAAAGUGCCUGGCAUUAUUAUC